AUGGAGGAGAAGAAAAAGGUAGAAGAAGACUUAGAGUCGAACAAGUACGAUAUUGAUGAGGAAGAUCUUCUUGAGGAUGAAGGAAGAUUGAAUGAAGAUGAGAGACAAGCUGAAUUAGAGGGGGAGAGUUUAUUUGAAGAAGAUGAAGGAUUCAUAUUCGGAGUAGAUGAUGAGAAAAAGGAAAUGCAAAAGCUUAGAAAUUUAGGGUUGGAUAAUGAUGAGUAUGAUGAUGAUUUCAUUGAUGAUGAAUUAGAUUAUGAAGAUAAUUUGAAAGCAAGAAGAGCAGCAGAAAGACAUAUACAAAUGCAAAGGAAACAAGAAGGAAAGUAUGAAAAGAAUAAGUUUUGGAAAACUUUAGAGGAUCAAUUAGAAGGAGAUGAUGAAGAGGAAGAUAUUUUUGAUAAAGUUGCUGAAAAAGUUGCAAAGAGAAGAGAAAAUAUGCAUUUAUCAGCUGAAGAAACAGAUAUUCCUGAUUUGUCUAACUUGGAGAGUGCAAAAAUUUGCCUAUCUGUAAAUCCAAAGGAUGUGAUAUUUGAUGAAAGAUAUCAACAAGCAGCAGACACAUGUUUUCGUUACUUUUUGCAUAAAUUUUCUUUAAAAGAUUCUAUGGGAAUACACCUUGAUCAGUCAAUCCAAUCAGAGACAAAUGAAGAUGAUAACAUGAAUAAUUCUUAUCAAUAUUAUAUAGAUAAAAUAGAAAAGAUGAUUCUAAAUGAUAAGCAUACCUUAAUUGUGUCAGCAAAACAUAUGAUUCAGUUUCAUUGUGAAAAUUUAGUACAAUGGAUUGAGUUCAAACCAGAGCAAAUAUUAGAAGUGUUACACGAAUGCUUAAUGGUAGAAGCUUAUAGAAUUUCUCCAAAAUUGUAUAAGGGAAGAUUAUGUAAAGUCGUUUUGAAAGAUUGGCCAUAUUCUACUCAGUUAAGAAAUUUAAGAUGCACAGAACUGAACACAUUAAUUAAGGUAAGAGGUGUAUGUAUAAAGAGAGGUUAUGUAUUACCAAAGUUAAGAGUCAUGUAUUUAAAAUGUAAUUCAUGUGAUACCACCUUGUCUGAAGUCCCCAUUUAUUUUACUGAUGGUAAGAAACCAGUACUACCUAGAAGAUGUCCACACUGCCAAUCGGCUACAUUCUCAGUUGAUAGGGUUAAAACGGCAUAUACAGAUUUUCAGAAAAUUACAUUACAAGAAUCACCAAGCUCUGUACCUGCAGGUAGAGCCCCAAGGCAAAGAGAAGUUAUAGUAACGGGGGAUUUAGUAGACAAAGUAAAACCAGGAGAAGAAGUAGAAGUGUUAGGUAUAUACAAAACUAAGUACGAUAUUGGACUAAAUAUAAAAUAUGGUUUUCCCAUUUUGCAAACUGAAAUUGAAGCAAAUAAUAUAGAAAGAAAAGAAGAUAUUCAACUUAGUGAAUUGACAGAAGAUGAUAUAAAAGAUAUUUUGAAAUUAUCAAAAGAUCCUAAUAUAAGAGAACGAAUUAUCACAUCUAUUGCACCAGCUAUUUGGGGACAUAAAGAUAUCAAGACAUCCAUUGCGUAUGCAUUAUUUGGAGGUGUACAAAAAGGAGGUGAUAAAAAUAAUGUAAAAAAUAGUGAUACUAACAAUUUCGGAAUACAAAACAAAGAUAUUUUAAAUAACUUUAAAGGAGGACAUACUAUCAGAGGAGAUAUAAAUGUGCUACUGUUGGGAGACCCAGGUUUGGGAAAAUCACAAGUGUUACAGUAUGUACAUAAGACAAAUUUAAGAACUGUUUAUACUACUGGUAAAGGUGCUUCAGCUGUUGGUUUAACAGCUGGGGUAAGAAAAGAUCACACUACCAACGAAUGGACAUUAGAAGGAGGUGCAUUAGUGUUGGCAGAUGAAGGUAUUUGUAUCAUUGAUGAAUUUGAUAAAAUGACGGACAAGGAUAGGGUUAGUAUACAUGAAGCCAUGGAACAACAAUCCAUUUCUAUUUCUAAAGCAGGUAUUGUUACAACCUUAAGAGCUAGAUGUGCCGUGAUAGCUGCUGCAAAUCCUAUAUAUGGGAGAUAUGAUCCUACCUUAACAUUUAAAGAAAAUGUAGACUUAUCAGAUCCCAUUUUAAGUAGAUUCGAUUUAAUUACAGUUUUGAGAGAUAUACCUAAUGUGGAUGAAGAUUUUUAUCUAGCUGAAUAUGUUGUCACAAAUCAUCAGUUAAGUCAUCCAAAAUUGGAAAAUACACAAAACUACCAAAAAAGGAUUGAAAAUUUGAAAAACGUCAUUGUUUCUUCAUCUGCAUAUGAACCGAUUCCACAAGAUUUGUUACAGAAAUAUAUUAUCUAUGCAAGAACCAAUUGCAAACCAGGUUUAUCAGAUGUACCUUAUGCAGAAAUCAGUGCCAAAUUGUCCAAUUUUUAUAGUAGGGUUCGACAAAAAGCUAGUGCAUCUGGAGGAUAUCCAUUAACAUUAAGACAUAUCGAAAGCAUCAUUCGAAUAGCAGAAGCGAAUGCUAAAAUGAGAUUAUCUCAACAAAUUGUUUCUAAAGAUGUAGAUUAUGCUAUUGCAACCUUAUUAGAAUCCUAUGUAUCCUGUCAAAGAUUCGCAGUAGCAAAACAGUUAAGUAAAGAAUUCGCAAGAUAUCGGGCUCUAUUUAGAGGUGGUCAUGAAGUCUUAUGUGAAUUAGUUAGAAGAACUAUUCAACAGACUAUUCAAAGAGAAAACUUAAAGAAUGCAUCUGCAAAAGAUUUUCAAAAUGAUGCAGAAUCGGGAACAGAAAAUGAAACUGAAUUUUUAAAUCCCAAUAACGUUUUUUUACCCCUCCAAAUUUUCAUGAAAACAGCUAUGCAGAAUAAAUUCUCAGAAUACCAAAUUGUUAAUUGGAUGAAGUCAAAAGUUUUUAAUGAACAUUAUGCGCUCAUAAAGAGAGACGGCGUUGAGGGAAUAAUAAGCAAAAAGUUUAAGAUGUAA
Molecule: messenger RNA, 2919 nt
Organism: Plasmodium gonderi
Lineage: Eukaryota; Apicomplexa; Aconoidasida; Haemosporida; Plasmodiidae
Product: DNA replication licensing factor MCM2
Exons: 2
Coding region: 1-2919 (972 amino acids)
Biological process (GO): mitotic DNA replication initiation; double-strand break repair via break-induced replication
Cellular component (GO): MCM complex; nucleus
Molecular function (GO): ATP binding; ATP hydrolysis activity; 3'-5' DNA helicase activity
Source: RefSeq, a predicted model, not a curated record